CCCACACACUCACCUGCACCCACACCCUGCCCCAGCACCCACACCAUGGCCGCCUCCACCCUGUCCGUCUGCUCCAGCGACCUGAGCUACGGCGGCCGCGUCUGCCUGCCCGGCUCCGGCGACUCCUGCCCCGACCCCUCCUGGCAGGUGGACGACUGUCCCGAGAGCUACUGCGAGCCCCCCUGCUGUGCCCCGGCCUCCUGCCUGACCCUCCUCUGCACCCCUGCGAGCUGCGGGUCCAGCCCCUGCCCACCAGCCUGCCCCGGCUCCUGCCAGCCCUCGUGCGGCAGCUGCUCCCCCUGCCAGGAGGGCUGCGGUGUGUCUGUCUGCUGCAAGCCCGUGUGCUGCACCCUUGUCUGCUGCAAGCCCGUCUGCUGUGAGGUAUCCCCUUGCUCAGCCUCCCCCUGCUGCCAGCAGUCUAGCUGCCAGCCGUCCUGCUGCAGCUCCUCCCCCUGCCAGGAAGACAGCUGUGUGUCUCUCUGCUGCAAGCCCGUGUGCUGCACCCCCGUCUGCUGCAAGCCCGUCUGCUGCACCCCUGUCUGCUGCAAGCCCAUGUGCUGUGAGUCCUCCCCCUGCUGCCAGCAGUCUAGCUGCCAGCCGUCCUGCUGCAGCUCCUCCCCCUGCCAGGAGGACAGCUGUGUGUCUGUCUGCUGCAAGCCCGUGUGCUGCACCCCUGUCUGCUGCAAGCCCGUCUGCUGCACCCCUGUCUGCUGCAAGCCCGUGUGCUGUAAGGCCUCCCCCUGCUGCCAGCAGUCUAGCUGCCAGCCCUCCUGCUGCAGCUCCUCCCCCUGCCAGGAAGACAGCUGUGUGUCUGUCUGCUGCAAGCCCGUGUGCUGCACCCCUGUCUGCUGCAAGCCCGUCUGCUGCACCCCUGUCUGCUGCACCCCUGUCUGCUGCAAGCCCGUCUGCUGCCAGGCCUCCCCUUGCUCAGCCUCCCCCUGCUGCCAGCAGUCUAGCUGCCAGCCUUCUUGCUGCAGCUCCUCCCCCUGUCAGGAAGACAGCUGUGUGUCUGUCUGCUGCAAGCCUGUGUGCUGCACCCCUGUCUGCUGCAAGCUCAUCUGCUGCAAGCCUGUCUGCUGCCAGGCCUCCUCCUGCUGCCAGCCCAGCCCCUGCAGACCCUCCUCCUGCGUGUCCCUCCUCUGCCGCCCCGUGUGCAGGCCCGCUUGCUGCGCCACCCCCUCCCCCUGUCAGCCCAGCUGCUGCCGCCAGGCCUCCAGCGUGUCCCUGCUGUGCCGCCCCGUGUGCUCCCGCCAGGCCUGCUGCGGCCCCUCCUCGGCCCAGAAGUCCUGCUGCUAAGUGAUCUUCAUAAGAGCACCCAAAGCUCGAGAGCCCACCUGCACACCCUGGAUUCUUUACUAAGCACCAAGUCAAGUAUCCAGUCCUCUUUCCUGGGCUCCUGCAGUGGACACUGGUCACCUGUUUCCCAUGGUGCAUUUGUCCCACUGACUUUCUUCAGGUACUAACUUUCCCCAAGUCAAUAUGCCCUGCCUCCUCCACCUGGAUUGGCAGUGACUUCAGCAAGGCCAGCUGGGCUCCCCCAAGCCUUUGAACCUCGUGGAGCGAAAGAAGACAAGAUAAAGUAUCUUUUCCAGAGCUGGUUUCUCACUAUUGCCCCUGGACCCGGUAUGGCCCUGGCUCCUCCACUGAUUCCUGAGCUUAUUUCUUCACCAACCCUCAUUCUGUAGCUGUCAGUCCCUCCAAUAAAUUCCUUUUAGAUCAA
Canis lupus familiaris (dog) is the source of this 1720-nucleotide messenger RNA. RefSeq names its product keratin-associated protein 10-7. The record is from RefSeq and is a predicted model, not a curated record. The transcript has a single exon. Bases 46 to 1296 code for a protein of 416 amino acids. Gene Ontology annotation, cellular component: keratin filament. NCBI's taxonomy places the organism in Eukaryota, Metazoa, Chordata, Mammalia, Carnivora, Canidae.